AAUGUUUGCCGUACCAGGCAAGGAAAGUACCGUGCCCAUAGCUCCACAUUGUGCCUUACCUACCCCCGUCGAUCGACUCGUUUAUUCACUUACUCGUCAAACCUCAAUAGGUCACCCUCACUAUGCGGAUUUUAAUAUUAUUAUUGGGAUUGACACAAAUCGUUACUAGUCUAAAUAUUCUCGUGUUUUUGUUGGGAACCAAUCAGUUUGAAAGGAACAUUUUUGAAUUUCUUGCACAACAACUUGCUCUACGUCACCAUAAUGUAAUUUCAAUCAAGCCAGUACUAAUCCCAGAGGAGCCUCGCCUAGUCAAGCCGAAGUUGCACCUUGUCCGUGAGAAAGUUAUCAAGAAUGUUUUGAACAAGGACUUGUUCAAGCCAUUAGAAGAUGCUGUGCCAAAUGCUGCGUGGAGAUCUACCUAUGAUUUCGAUAACUACUUGGAGCCAUAUUAUAAAGCUCACAAUGCCAGUUGCUACAAACUUUUGAAUUCCAAUCUUGUUGAUUCGCUGAAAAAAGAAUCUUUGGAUCUGGCAAUUGUGUACUCUGGAAACCCAUGCCUAAACGCACUAACUCAUCUUGUAGCGGUUCCUACAAUAUAUUUCGAUACGGAAGGAUUGACGGACGAAACAUUGAUUGCCGCUGGAGCCCCAAUAGACUUGCUCACUCCGCCAUCGCACUGUUUUAUCGCCGAGUCAAAAGGAUAUCCAAUUCUUAAUUUGUACAAAAACUCAGUGUGCUACUUCCAAGAAAUGAUUGCUCAACUUGGACUUCCAGCCGUAUCAUCUCUUGUUUCUUCACGUCAUCGUCUUCUUGAUGAACCCAUUACGAAUAUAUUCAGAACGGAUUAUACUAUUAAAAAGAGGUUCAAAAACUUCCCGAAUGUCAAUACCUUGAAACAACAAAGUGCCGCUUAUUUUGUGAACACCGAUCCACUCCUCGAGCCGCCACGUGCUCUUCCAUUAAAUGUGAUUCCUGUUGGAGGACUCCAUAUCGAUCACCCCAAGCCUCUGUUCUCGCCAUGGAACACUACCAUUGCAUCAGCAAAAGAAGGAUUGAUUAUUGUGUCGUUUGGAACUCAAGCAGAUAGCAGCAAAAUGAGCGAAUACCACGCCAAAGCAAUUUUGAAAGCUCUUACAAACUUGAAUGACUAUAGAAUCUAUUGGCGCAUCGGUCCAAACAUGCAUCUCGAUGGAAUUGAUAUAGAAAAGAUUCCAAAGCAUAUCAACUUGACGACUUUCAUUCCACAAAAUGAUCUUCUUGCCCACAAAUCCUGCAAACUUUUUGUAACGAAUGGUGGAAUGUCAUCUGUCAUGGAAGCUGUUGCUCAUGGAGUUCCAAUUGUUGGAGUACCAUUAUACGGAUCUAAUAGAUACAAUUUACAAAAGGUUUCAAACAAGGGUCUUGGUAUUGUCAUUGAUAAAGACGAUCUUAAUGAAAUUUCACUGUAUGGAGCAAUGAAAAAGGUUUUAGAGUCUGCAAAAUACAAGAACACUGCAAAGGAAAUGUCAAAAGAAUUCAAAUCCCGAACCACUAGCCCAUUUGCUGCUGCACUUCAUGUUAUUGAUCACAUUGGACGUCAUCAUUCAUUUGCAUACAUGCAACCUGCCUUUCAGCCAAUUUACACACGUGUCGACUUUUAUCUCCUUUUGCUCAUCAUUCUUCUUCCAGUCAUACCUCUUCAUCUGUUCUUCACAUUUUGUAUCAAAUCAUCAGCAAUGAAUGUGCAAGAUAACAAAGUCCUAGAGGCGGAAAGGAAGUUUCUCCCGAAAAAAGUUCCGGAAACUAAGAAAAAUGCGUGAUUCGUUUAUAAAUGGCUGGCGUAUUCUGAUUUGUAUUCUCAGAAAAAAUUACGAGUGUUGUCUAAUUGAAUUGUUGUUUGAGUUUUUGGUUUUUUCUUUCGCUCUGAAUUUUUGUUCAGCACUAAAAUAAAUAAAUUUGAAUUUGAAU
Molecule: messenger RNA, 1947 nt
Organism: Caenorhabditis elegans
Lineage: Eukaryota; Metazoa; Nematoda; Chromadorea; Rhabditida; Rhabditidae
Gene: ugt-57
Product: glucuronosyltransferase
Cellular component (GO): membrane
Molecular function (GO): glucuronosyltransferase activity; UDP-glycosyltransferase activity
Source: RefSeq, marked reviewed